AUGCAUUCUUGUAGUGAGAGGAGGAUGAUAACAAUAAUCUGGAGCUUGUGUUUAGUCUUCUGUCUUUCUCAAUCAAUACUUGUGUUUGGUUCUUCUCAUGCUAAACACUUGUGUCUUCCAGACCAUAGGGAUGCUCUUUGGGAGUUCAAGAACGAGUUCAAUGUCCAAGAGUUCAAUUCCAAUGGAAUUGUUGGCGAUAAGAAGACAGAGAAGUGGAGGAACAACACUGAUUGCUGUUCUUGGGAUGGUGUCUCUUGUGAGACAGGCAAGGUCGUUGGGUUAGACCUCGGGUUCAGUAAUCUCAACGGCCUUCUGAGAUUUAAUAGUAGCCUGUUUAGACUACAACAUCUUCAAAGCCUAGAUCUUCGCUUCAAUUAUAUCUCGGGUAUUCUACCGUAUUCCAUCGGCAACCUCAAAUAUUUGAGGGUUUUGAGUCUUCGUGGUUGCAAUCUCUUUGGGAAGUUUCCUUCUUCACUCGGAAAUCUUUCUCAUCUCACGAAUCUUGAUCUUUCGGAUAAUGAUUUCACCGCCGGUGAGCUACCGGAUUCGAUAGGGCAUUUAAACAAGCUGACAGAGUUGGAUGUUCGAUCGACCAAGCUCAGUGGGAACUUCCCUCGUGUGCUACUCAACUUGAGCUCGCUCAUCUCAAUCGACCUUAGUUCUAACCAGUUAAAAGGUAUGCUCCCAUCUAACAACAUGAGUAGCCUCUCCAAACUGAAGUCUUUUAUGAUUAGUGAAAAUUCAUUUUAUGGAACCAUUCCCUCUUCUCUCUUCAUGAUCCCUUCGCUGACUAGACUUGACCUAAGCAGAAACGACUUCACCGGUCCUCUUGAGAUUGGGAAUAUCUCUUUACAACCUAACCUUCGAUACUUAUACAUUGGAGAAAACAAUUUCAAUGGACCAAUCCCAAGAUCUAUAUCAAAACUAGUCGGACUCUCGGAACUUAGCCUCUCUUUCUGGAACACAGGGAGGUCUAUUAAUGAUUUCAACAUCUUCUUGCAUCUCAAGUCACUGACGUCACUUGAUCUUUCAGGAAUUAAUUUGAAUAUCACUUCCACUCUCCAUUUUCCCUCACCCAUAGCAGAACUGAUUAUAUCGUCCUGCAAUAUUUCCGAGUUUCCCAAGUUUCUACAAAACCAAACCAGUUUGCAGGUAUUGGACAUCUCUGCCAAUCAAAUUGAAGGCCAAAUACCAGAAUGGCUAUGGAGUCUGCCAGCUUUGAUGUACGUAAACAUUGCUCAGAAUUCCUUCAGUGGAGAACUAAAUAUAUUACCAAACUCCACUACCGGUUACUUUAUAGGCUCUGAUAAUCAGUUUUCUGGAGAGAUUCCUAGAGCAAAUAAUCUUCAACUACUUGUUUUGUCCAACAACAAUUUCAGCGGUUCUAUUCCAAGGUGUCUUGACAAUCUCAAUACUUCUCUUGUGAUCUUGCAUCUUCGGAAUAACAGUCUCUCUUGUGUUAUUCCGGAGGAAAUUAUCAGUGAUCGCUUGAGAUCACUUGAUGUUGGUGACAACCAGUUAUCAGGACAACUUCCCAAGUCUCUAAUCAACUCCACUCGUCUCGAGUUUUUGAACAUGGAAAAUAACCGAAUCAAGGACAAAUUUCCAUUCUGGUUGAGUUCGUUGCCCGAUCUACAGAUACUUGUCCUUCGUUCUAACAAGUUCUACGGGCCAAUAGCUUCUCCUAGGGAUUCUUUGAGUUUCCCUAAUCUACGAAUCUUUGACAUUUCGGAAAAUCUUUUCACUGGAGUGUUGCCAUCAGAUUACUUUGUUGGUUGGAGUGCAAUGUCAUCGGCUGUAGGCGUUGUUUAUAAUAUGCAAAUGAUUUUAGCUCCAGGAAUAACCCAAGAAUUAUAUCAUAAGUCUGUGUUUGUGACGAACAAAGGAUCGAAUAUGGAGCUGGUUGGCAGUGUUUUCAAAAUCUACAAAACCAUCGAUGUCUCCGGAAACAAAUUCCAAGGAGGUAUUCCGGAAUCCAUCUGUUUACUUGAGGAACUGAUUGUACUCAACAUGUCAAACAAUGCUUUCACAGGCCGUAUACCAUCAUCUCUAUCAAACUUGACCAAUCUCCAAUCAUUGGAUCUAUCUCAAAACAGUUUAUUCGGCAGUAUUCCACUUGAGCUUGGGAAACUCACGUUUCUUGGGUGGAUGAACUUUUCUUACAACAGGCUUGAAGGCCCAAUACCACAAGCCACUCAGAUUCAAAGCCAGAAUAGCUCAUCGUUUACAGGGAAUCCCGGUCUAUGCGGUGUUCCUCUUCAAGAAACCUGCGGCCAAGAAGAAGAGACAACAAAGCAAGAGCAAGAUGAGGAAAAGGAAGAAGAAGAUCAAGUCUUUAGCUGGAUUGCAGCUGCAAUAGGCUAUAUACCUGGUUUGUUCUGUGGACUCACCAUCGGCCACAUUCUCAUCACUUCACAUAGACGUGACUUGUUCAUGAGGACCAUCCACUAG
This is a messenger RNA of Camelina sativa (false flax), 2451 nucleotides long. Lineage: Eukaryota; Viridiplantae; Streptophyta; Magnoliopsida; Brassicales; Brassicaceae. The record is from RefSeq and is a predicted model, not a curated record.